Molecule: messenger RNA, 2299 nt
Organism: Orbicella faveolata
Lineage: Eukaryota; Metazoa; Cnidaria; Anthozoa; Scleractinia; Merulinidae
Product: dnaJ homolog subfamily C member 22-like
Cellular component (GO): membrane
Source: RefSeq, a predicted model, not a curated record
AUGAAAUGUCGCCAGGUGAAUUAUUCGCGUGUCACGAGUACUUCCGUUUGGUCGAAGUUUGAAAUCCAUCUGUCACUCUGCAAACUUACAGCCUUAUGGAGAACCGAAAGAGCCUAUUCCUAACCUAUGUUAUUUGGUUGAUUUGGGGAUGGUUCGGACUACAUCACUUGUAUCUGGGUCGAGAUAUUCAAGCUUUCGUCUGGUGGUCAACCAUUGGAGGUGUGUUCGGCCUGGGAUGGUUUCGCGAUCUUUGGCGCAUUCCAGAAUAUGUUGACGACGCCAAUGACGAGCCUUACUUCGUGGAGGAACUGAAACGAAAGAUAAAGCUCAGAAAAGAGCCAGCUUUCAGUGUGACCAGAUUCGCAGGACAAAUGCUUGUAGGUUAUUUUUACGGUAUCUUGGUUCGAUUGGCGAUACCCGAGGAUGCAAGAUGGCUUCCGGCUUUGUUGGUGCCGCUUGGAGUUGCGAUCGGUGUGUACUUAGUAGGGAAUAUAGGCCGUGAGAGAGGUGAUUUCAAAUACCCUUUGGCAGGAUCUUUCAUUGCUAAUAUUGCUUUGACAUAUCUGACCGGAGAUGAGGCUGGUGCAAUGUACGUUGCUUUAGUUGCUGCAAUAUGUUUUCAAAACCGCCGCCAGUUCAAAGAGAAACCGCAGAAAAAGACCUUUUGUAAGCGACUGCAAUACCUGGCACUCGGCGGUUUGAUUGUUUGUUCUCUCUGGGGAUCAUUCCUCUAUUUCAACGCACAAGUCACAACUGAAGACGGAGAAACCGUGAAAUUACGCGAUGCAGUGAAUCACUUCUUUAAUUCGCCUGUGUGGUUGGAGUUCAAAGAGGUGUUCUGGGGUUUGUAUGAAGAAGGUCAGAAAAACGGCUGGGACAACUUCUACGACGAGUUUGUCAAGGCAUUAGACCCAAGAGGAGAAAAGAACGCUUAUCGAGUACUUGGGCUAACAGAGGACGCAACACAAGAGGAAAUCAAACGAAGAUACAAGAAACUUGCUGUAAAGUGGCAUCCCGACCGAAAUCCAAACAACAAAGACGAGGCCCAAGAGAAAUUUAUGGAAAUUCAAGAAGCUUACGAGAUUCUGUCUAAAAUCAAAACAAUGAGAGCUUCUAGAAACACAAGGACAAGAAGCGAUUCUGACGAACAUGACCACACGGAAUUUUAACCAAGGAUAGUUUGUAGACCAAAUACAUAAAUAUUUUAUAGAUCGAUGUUGUCGACAAUUCUAGCAACAGGUGGGUAAACAGUAUGUAAUUAUUGUUGUGAGAACUGUGAUUCCUUUGUCACCUGUGAACUUGUUUUAGAGAAAAAACACUUAUGCUUGCGAGAGGUUUUGGACUGUUUUGUUAUUUAUACAUAGAUGUAUAUGGACAAUUAAAGUCAAUUGAAAAAAUCAAUUUAGCCACGUGCGGAUUGCGUGACAACAAAAGUAGGAAGUAAUGGUAGCAUGAACAGGAGCUAUUGUAGAUGCAGACUAGCAUACAAGGUGCAGCAAUCCCAGAGUAAAAGGGUGGGAUUGAUACUGAUUGCACUUUGGAAUAUUGCCCUUUUGUUUCUGUUUGUUCCAAAAUUUGAAGGCCUGCAGCCCCUAGAAAUCUGCAACUAUGUACAAAGAACAUCCCUUGUUUCGUGAUAGACUCUUCUGAGUGCUUGCACCUAAUGGAACCUUUCUGGUAUGCUAAUGCUUGGAAGAGGCUUGAUGCUGUUGAGCCAAAAUACCAAUGGCAAGACCAAACAAGCUUGAUAUAGUGCCAGAGGGUACUAAAAAGGAUACAAUUAUUGUAUCCAAUUUGAGCCAAAAAUCCAUUGACAAUGCAGGACUGAUUGACUUAUGUGUCAGUGGUUCCUAAAAGUAUCCAAAUCCACCUUAUGGACGGUCACUUGAAAUUCUGAGGGGAAGGGGUUCUCAAAAACCAAAAAUUGAAACUGAAAGUAUGAAGCUGAACUGGAAUUUCUGGAGUGGUGGGAGGGGAUUCAAACCAAACCUGCAAAGUGGACUGGAUAUUUUCUGGACAGUAACCCACAUUAAAUCUAGUCCUGACAAUAACUUUGUGGCAUAUCAAGUCAAUACUCAAGCUGUGAUGUUAAUUUUUAUCCCCCAUAUAAUAAAUUUAUUAUUUAUUAGAACUUGCAUCGAUAAAGCAUCAGGGGAUUUGAUAAUGAUUAGAGGAUUGACACUGCUUUACCAUCUGUAAACAUAUAAUGUAAUAAGUUUUUGAUGAUUCAGUUACAGGUAUGUUGGAUUCCACAAAUAACAGUAUUUUGGUAUAUUUCAAUAAAGAAAGUAAUUAUUUA